AUGGAAGUCAUAACUGACCAAGGAAUACAGAUUCAAUCCCAAGAACCACAGAGAAACAUGCUCAAACAUGAUAUGGUCGCUAUUGACCGUACUCUAGACAACAAAAAUUUAGCCAGUUCGCUUCUCACGCCCCCUACUUCUAUUGCCACCAGCCCGUCCAAAUGUGAUCUGCUUAACGAGGAUAAUGAACUCAGCUUUCAGAACCAUGAAGCUCACCAUAUAAGUGACAGCAACGGGGUUCAUCACAAUAACUAUCCUGCACUCUUGGUAACUCCACAAGAUACUGCUUAUCCUGAAGUCUCCUAUAACAAUGGAAGCAUCAUAGAACAACCCACAGAUACGCUACCGUUUACAGGGACAAAACUUUGCUUAUCAGAGUUCAAUUUGAACCAAGAACGAAGGGAUACUCUCCUCCCAGUCACUAUGCCUAACUCUGGGAUACAAGCAUCCCAAGGUCCACUUACACCUCCUCCACCUCGAUGCAGAUUGCCAUUUGAAGAGCGAAAGCCUAAAAAGCGCAAGAGGACAACUGCUGCUCAGUUAGCUUAUCUUGAAUCGCACUUUGACUAUUGUGCAAAGCCUCCCAUGUGGGUCAGAGAGAGAAUUUCACAAAGCAUAGGAAUGACCGAGAAAGCUGUCAACAUAUGGUAUCAAAAUAGACGGCAAGCUUGUCGUCGGAAUCCUGAGAAACAGCUUGGAUCUGGUGAAUACCCACAAUCGACCUCUUUGGAUAUCGGUGGUAUCAGUGGAAUCGAGACGUUGGAUGCAAAUUACUUACCAAUGCCUCCAGUAUUGGGUCCAGGUAGGUAUAAUCAAACAAUGCCGUUGCAGCCAUGGGUUCAACCGAAUAUUUCUAAUUUUCCACUUCAGCAACCACUUCCACCUCCGCCACCUCCUCAGAAUCCAUUAUCAACUAAUCAGACUCAUGCCUAUUAUUGGCCCCACCCAGCUUAG
Sugiyamaella lignohabitans is the source of this 954-nucleotide messenger RNA. It is a transcript of the gene YOX1, whose product is annotated as Yox1p. The transcript has a single exon. The coding region runs from base 1 to 954 and encodes 317 amino acids. The record is from RefSeq and is a predicted model, not a curated record. Lineage: Eukaryota; Fungi; Ascomycota; Dipodascomycetes; Dipodascales; Trichomonascaceae. Gene Ontology annotation, biological process: cell differentiation; regulation of transcription by RNA polymerase II. Gene Ontology annotation, molecular function: DNA-binding transcription factor activity, RNA polymerase II-specific; RNA polymerase II cis-regulatory region sequence-specific DNA binding.